AAGUGACAGCUCUGGAAUAUAAGCUGAAGAGGAGGACGGUGGACAAGGAGGACUACAUCAGCUAUAUCCAGAAAGAAGACGGCCUGUAGUGCAGUCCAGAGCUGGCGCCGCCUCCUGGUCCACGGCAAGUACGGUCCUGACAUCGGGGGAGCCCCCUCAGUCCAGCCAGAAGCUCUGUUCUCCACCCUUCCUGCAGUGACAUAUCUUCCGGGUGCAGGGAGGAGGACGCCAUCACUAAGUACGAGAUUAACUUCCUGGAGCUGCUAAAUAAGAGGCGUCGGCGCAUUGGAUACUCAUUUAAGAAGGAGGAGAUUGAAUUUGUCAUUGUACAUAGAAUUAAUGAACUCUUCGGUCGCGCCAUCAACAAAUGGAAGGAGGAUCUCCAGCUGUGGAUGUCUCAAGUGGCUUUCUGUAAGAAGUGGAACUGUAAGUUGCAGCUCAGCCGCAUCUUCUCCUCACUCUUGGCUGUACACCCGGAUAAACCAGCCUUGUGGAUAAUGGCAGCUAAGUGGGAAUUUGAAGAUAAACUGUCAACUGAAAGUGCAAGACACCUCUUCCUGCGCGCCCUGCGCUUCCACCCGGACUCGGCCAAGCUCUAUCAGGAAUAUUUCCGGAUGGAGCUCAUGAAUGUUGAGAAGCAAAGAAAAGAGAAAGAAGAUUUAGAUAAAGCAAAGAUGGACAUUGAGAAAGACUUAUUCUCAGAUGAGAUUCUUAAUGGAGAAUUGGUCCGUGUGGUCUAUAAAACUGCCGUGCAGAAGAUUAAAGGGGCCAAGUUCCAUCUCUCACUUCUUUCUAUCGCUGAGAUGUUUGACUUCACUAAACAUCUGCAAAAGGAUAUUUUGGCUGACUUGCAGACCCUCUACGCAGACGACCCCCUCACCUGGGACUUUUUGGCUCGUCAGGCUUUAUCAGCAAAAGUGUUACCAUCAGCAGAGUAUACGUCCAAACAGACAAAGGCACAAGACUUGGCUCGAAAGGAGGAGCAAUGCAGCCUUGUGUAUGAGAAGGCGCUGGGCUCGCUGCAAACAGAGUCCAUGUGGGAGUUAUAUGUGGCCUUCUGUCUAGAGAGAUAUAAACGGCAAACUAACAGCAAAGAACUAAAGCAGCAGAGGCAGGACAGGCUGCUGUCUGCACUUCAGAAAGCUCACGACUCUGACCUGUUACCGCAAGCAAGAUACCAUGACUGGAUCUCUCUUCUCAUGGAACUGGGGCAGGGGGAUGUGGCAUCACAAGUAUUGGUGAAAGCUACAGACAGGUUCCCUGGGUCUGUGGACAUGUGGAAAAUGAGAUUGGAGACUCUCGUGAGUCUGAAGGCAGAGAACUUGGAGAAUGUGUUUGAUAAGGCAAUGACCUUAGUAAAGAUGCAGGACAGUUUGCCAUUGUGGAUAUUGAUGGUAGACUGGAGUGAGGAGGAGAGAAAUGAGGAAGCUAUAGACUCACUGUACCAGAAACUCGUCCUUAAUCCAGUUGCCACCAGGACCAUGAAGGUGAAGUAUCUGGACUGGUCCUAUAGGAAACAUGGCUAUAAAAGAGCAAGGAAGGUGUUCAUGAGUUUAAAAGAAAAUCGUCCUUUCUCUGAGGACUUCUUUCAGAAGAUGAUUGACAUAGAGAAGGAUCAGGAGAUGAGCAAGAUGGUGAAUUUAAGAGAGUACUACGAGCGGGCGCUGCGGGAGUUUGGAGCCACGCAGCCAGAUCUCUGGUUGUCCUAUAUCAAAGAAGAGCUGAGCCACGUGGAGGGGAAACCGGAGAAUUGUGGCGCCAUUCACUGGAGAGCCAUGAAAAUGCUGCAGGGAGCAGAUGUGGAGGAUUUUGUGACUAAAUACACACUGAUACAGAGCGGACACUUAUGAUGCUAUACUGAAUGUCUUCAAGACCCUUGGAAGGGUUUCCUUUUGUAACCUGGAUUAGAAAAAAGAUGCUGUGGACUAAAGGAUACAAUAAACACCAAAAAGAAAAAUCUGGAACAAUCUUAUGACUAUAGAACUGGGGUCACUUUGGUGGCCAUACUGGUUAUUAGAUAGCUUUUAAGUGGAUUUACUUAAGGCAGGUGACUGCCACCUCCCAAUAAACAUGGAGAUCAGCAGGGUAACUGUUUGUUAUAAUAUAGAACAAUGGAUUGUAAGGGGUAAAAGGCAACAGAAUGAGCACAAUGUAGGCUGGAAGAUCGGCUGCAGUUUCUGCUCCAUAUAGUGUGUGGAUGGAACACAACAGUACAGUUUCCCCCGGUCUUGCAGAUGCUUUAGAAUACAACCUUACAAAUGUUUGUGAAAAAUGGGCAGAACAGUCAAUACUGUCCUUUCUGACAGUUAUAUCAUUAUUUUUUGCUUUGUUUACAUGUUUGUUUUGCUACUUUUCAUAAAGAAACAUUGGAGACACCUGUGAAUGAAGCGAUAUUAUCCUAC
Molecule: messenger RNA, 2402 nt
Organism: Hyla sarda
Lineage: Eukaryota; Metazoa; Chordata; Amphibia; Anura; Hylidae
Gene: UTP6
Product: UTP6 small subunit processome component
Exons: 19
Coding region: 393-1850 (485 amino acids)
Biological process (GO): maturation of SSU-rRNA from tricistronic rRNA transcript (SSU-rRNA, 5.8S rRNA, LSU-rRNA)
Cellular component (GO): small-subunit processome; Pwp2p-containing subcomplex of 90S preribosome
Molecular function (GO): snoRNA binding; protein binding
Source: RefSeq, a predicted model, not a curated record